AGAAAAUGUCAUUUCAUUACAUUAUAAUAUUAACAGGGUGUGGCAAUGAGUAGUUGAUUAAUGUUGAUUAAAUAUAUUUUAUAAUAUUAUAAUUUAAGUUUAUAUUUUAUAAUUAUAUAAAAUGUUAACUCAAAAAUUAACCCUUAAAAAAUGUCGAUUUAAGUUACUUUAAUCAAUAUUUUGUGAAAUUUUUAUACAAAAAUCCCGAGAACUCAGCCGUUGGCAUCUCAUCUCAACAUGACGUGUCAAAAAAAAAACGGUCUUGCGGUGGACAUCAUAACUCAUGAUUGGUUCAUCUGAAAUCAAUAGACCAGAAAUAUUUCGAUAGUACAUGAAUAAAUCUAGUAAAUGAACGAAGGAAAAAAGAAAAAAUUGAAAUUUUAAUUUUUUACAUAGUUUUAUCCAAAAAAUUGUCUUUUUUGGUCAAAAUUUCGGCAUAAAUUGGCUCGAAAAAAAUAGUUAUAAUAACAAUAUAAAACAAUCCUUCGUUCAUUAACUAUAUAGUGUUAUUACAAAACACUCAAAAUUUGAAGAAAAUCGCCUCAUAACUUUUUGAGAUAUCGUGUUGACCGACUUGAAAAAAUUCAGUUUUGAGAUAAAUACGUUUAAAGUAUAUUUAAAGUAUACAUUCGUACUGAUGUAGCCUGAUGGACGGAAUUUCCAAAGGGUAUAUCUCCCUUUUACUUUGGGACUGUUGUAGUUACCCACUAUACCCACUAUAAGGUUGAUAAGUAUAGUUUUCUCAGCAAAAAUACCGUUAAAGUUGAUAGGCAACUUUUAUAGCAUUACUCUCAAAUAAAAUCAGUAAUUAAGAUUAAUAAAUUGUUGUCAAUGCCAAGAAUUGCAUGAGUACAUCUUCCUUGACAUAUCCACCAAUUUUUUUCAUAAUUUUCUGAACUGUUCUUGACGCAUUCUCGAAUUUGGUCCCAGGGUCCCAGCUCAUUAGAUUCCAAAAUAAUUUUGGAACACACAUUAUGCUGGACGUUCUGUUGUUGGACCACUUUUUAUGCGACUAUUUUUUACAGAUCUAUCGUUUUAUUCUCAGAAUUUCUUGGGAACAUUCAUUAUGCUGGACGUUCUGUUGUUAUAGCGUUUUUAGACGGGAGCUUAUUGAUCAAUUAACCGGCCUCUGCUCGAUUAAAACGCUUAUUAAGAUCGAAAUGUGUAACAGUUGAUCGUUUAUCGAGUAGCCAUCAGUAUAAGCGCCAAAAAGGGUUUCUCAAUAAAAAUUUUAAUUGAUCAAUUAAUUUGGCUGUCUAAAAAAACGCUAUUAUAAUCACUCAUUAGGCAUCUCAUCUAUUUGAAGUUUCCGAGCCUAAGUUGUAUUUAAUGAUAAUAAUAUAAUUAUAAUUUUAUAUAUAUAAUACAUUAUAUACAUUAUACAACAUAAGUUGACUACAGCACUUUUAAUAUAUAUACUUCUAAGAGGAAUUAAUUAAACUAAAGCUUUGGAAUUUAUUCUCAUUAAAAAACAUCUACACCCAAGAAUUGCUUCAAUGACUGAUCUUCCAAGUUUGGUCACAAUUCCUUAACUAAACUCAAAUUUUUCUGGGUUACCUACAUCCAACAGUCGUUAUGUUCCAGUACUAUUUUAGAAGACAAUUCUAAAUACCGGGCGAUCUGUUGAUAAAAAACUAUUUGUAACAUCUAAACAUUGUAAAUUUAAAGAGAUAGAUUUAAAUCUUUGUAACCAAAAUUUAAAUUGUAGAUUACGAUAAAACAUAAAAUUGAGUCCCUGUUAACUUCGAUAUCCACAUCUCUAUAAUAAUUCAAUUUCGUUUGACAUAUGUAAGUCAACUUAAGCUCUUUUAAUAUAUUGCUAAAAACAGUUAACUGAACUAGAAUCUGCAUAAUUUAUUCACACUAAUAUUGAAAUUAACCCGAGCACCCUUCCACUCCAGCACUAUUAUGUAGAAAUCUACGAAUAUAUGUCUGCUCUAUCAUAAUAAACACAAAUGCUGAUGUAUACCAGAGAGCUGCAACGGAUAUAUCAUUUUCGUGCACACUCGAAUGUCCACUCUGAUUUUGUUUGAUUAAACUUUUCGGUAUGAAUACACGUAUUGAUCGUUUGGAGAUAUGUUCAAAACGAACGAGCCUUUCGCGACACUCGAAACACAAGCAUAUAUGCUUGUUUUAACAGAGUGCCGAGUUGACACUCGUUUGUGAACGAGCUAGCACUCUAAACCGAUCGUAUUGAAUGUGAUCGAGUCACACACGAGUGUGCACAAAAUUUCAGAAUAUGUAUGUUUGUAAUUGGCAGUCAUGCUAUUAUUGCGUAGUGAUUGUCAACGAUUAUUGGUUUUGUUUGUUUUGUUUACUUUUUAUAAUUCAUAAUGGCAACGAUAGAAAAUUCGGGUUGUGAGAACAUUUCCAAUGGCACAAACACCUUAUCUGGUCUACACCUGAAAUUUGUGAUUUAAAAAAAAUUAAAAUAUUUAAGUGCAAUGAAAUGUUUUUUAUUUAUGAUUUAUAAAUUAAUAAAUAAAAUAAGUCUUGAGUGAAUUCUAUUCUUAAAUUGAAUUAUUCUUUUAUAAUAUGUACUAUGUACGUCUAAUAUUCAAAUUAUUCAACCAAAAAAGCUAAGACAGAACGCGUCAUCCCGACGCCAACAUAUGUACAUACAUAUCUGUGUACGUAUGUUUAUCUAUUAUUUUUUAGUCUUCGAGUGCCACUCGAGUGUUUCGAUCACAAUCAACACGUGCACGACACACCCGAAAAUAUAAUAUACAUAAAAUCCGAGUUUGCUGCUUGCACUCGAAGAUAGGACCGUCUUGAUUGUUCGUUUGCGUUAUUUUCGCUUCGGGUUCUAAACUCGAUCGAACACGUGUUUGAAGAGUGUUACGACACACUCGUACCGAAUUUAAGCUAGUGUGAUUGAACACACUCGAACAUACCCGAAGCUGCUCUCUGAUGUAUACAUAAUUAUAUGUAAGAAUAAUGAAGCGUUGCAGAAACAUUAAAAAAUGUGCAAUCGGCUAGACAGACAAUAAGUAAUAUGAUGCGAAACACGCGCAAAGUUCAUUUAUGCUGAGUAGUUUGUUGAAGUUUUCAUGCUAUCGUAAUGUCUGAUAUUUUAUUACUGUUGGUAUAAUUGUAUAUAUAUCGAGCGAAGCUUCUGCAUAUUGAAAAUUGUAAGGUUUAGAAAAAGAAUUAAUUAUUGUUAUACUGUUACAUAGUAUAAAAUGCACUAGGCACUAAAAGACCUUCAUUAUUUCAGUAACAAAAAAAAUGUUUCCAAGUUCAAAAUAAAGACAAAAAAGUUAUCAGAUUCUUCAAUGAAAGCUGUAACCUUUUUAAGCAUUUUCCGAAGUACAUCGAUGAUAACUGACCCAAAAUAAUGUCUUUGUAAGGUAUACAUGAUGUUCUGAUCGAGAUUUCAUCUCAGAAGACCGAUGUAGUCGUUUCUAUUGAGUUCGUGCCCACUUAUAAACUGUUUUUGAAACGAUUAACAUAUAUGAGCGGUUAAAAGAGCUUGUCCGCUAUCAAUCUGUCUACACAGCACUCAUUGACUAGGAAUAGGGGAAAGUAAUCUUUGGAAGGUUGUUAAAGGUCACUUGUUCGAGAACUCAUUACAAUUAUGGACCGUUUCUUCAAUAAUAGUAUGGAUAAGAGUAUAUGGUUAUGGUUUGGAAUAUUGUAUAGUGUUUUAGGGCACUCUUCAAUAAUUUAUGCUCGUCAGUUUGUUAUGGUUUCUUUUAAGGUUUUUAAACUAAAGUUUGAUUUGUUAUUGGAUAGAUGUACAGGUAUGUCCAGUGACCUUUGUCCUAAUGUGCUCUCUUCUCUUCUUCUUCUUCUCUCUCUAUCUCUCUCUUUCUUUACCUCUUACUCAUACAGUCUAGCGAAUAUAUAUGUACUAGACUAUCUAGGGACGCUGAUAACCUUUUUAAGACCUUUGAUGUUGUAUCCUCCUAGAAAAUUCUUAUCCACCGCCUCUUCAUAGCAAAAAUAAAUUUUUACAUUCCGUCUUUUUUCAUUGCGGUUCAAUUUAUUUUCGCUGUUCACGUGGCUUUACUAAUAAUAAUUCAUUAAGUAAUCACGACAAUGUUAUUUGCUAAUGUAUUUACCUAACUCUGCUUGAGUUUGUUUGUGUUCGUUUGUUUACUUGUUUAUUAGCAACUAAAUAAACGCAAAUAAUUGAGUGAGAAAGCGAUUUUACGCUGUGGGAAGUCAGAGAAGUAAAAAUGCUCAUUUAAUAUAGAAAUAAUCUAUAGAUUAUAUAUAAAUAAUUAUAAUUUCAGAGAAUAGAUAUAAUUUUAGAUAUUAUGUAGAUUUCAGAAUUUCAUAAAUAGAUAACAGAAUAAAUUUUAGUAAUCGUCUAGUUAUAUAAAUAUUAUUAAUAUAGAUAUAAUUGUAUACACAAUUACAUACAAACAAGUUUUAAUAUGUCUGGCUUUUAGUCGCUUCAUAAACAAACUGUAGUUAUUAUUAUAUAAAAAAAGAGUUCCGCAAAGCUUCUGCAUUAAAGCGCAGACACACAAGCUUUCCAAAAUUGCAGUUGUGGAUAUAUAUUCAUGCAUACAUAUGUACAUACAUACAAACGCCAUAUCAGCAGACAUUGCGGUAAUUUGAUAGUGUACACGCGCGUUGGCUUUCUGCAUUUACAUAUUUACAAACAGUUGUAUGCGCAUUGAAUGGCGUGUGCAGUUAUAAAUAUAUAUUAUAUAUAUAUAUGCAUUUGGUCUGAAAGUGCAUAACUCUUGCAGCUGGGCAUUGCACUUGUUGUGUCACUUUUGCUUCCUCGACAUUUUUCAUGUCGACGUCAAUAUCACUUCAUAAAACUAAGAAGACAGAUAUAUACAUAUUUAUAUAUACGAAUAUAAUUGUGCUACGCGUGUUUAUGCAUUUAUUGCUGCAUAAAAAAAUUAAAAAAAUAUAUAUUUUUUGUCUUUUUAUUUUUUAUUUACUUUCAUUACAAUUUUGCUUACUCACUCUCUUAUGCCAGCAAUUGUAAAUUUCCAUUUUAACAGCUGAUAAUUUCAUUGUAAAAAAUUUAGUUUUUAUUGUCUGUAUAAUGUGAUUCGCGCUGUUUACAUCUGUUUGGUUUUUCUUCUUCCCUUUAAUAAAUCACGCUUCGUUUGUUUAUUGUGAAAUCUCGCAUGCACUUAAGUGAUAGUAAAAGUAAUGGUUCAUGGCUAGAACGAAGAUGUAGCAGACUCCUCUUACUCAUGUGUUGAUAUAGGGAAUUUUUUAUAAGCUGAACUUUUGCUUUUACAAUGUUGCUGAUGAAAUUAAUAGAAGUCCGUGUAUUGAAAAUUAUAUGCUACUUGUGAAAUCUCACUCUGAUUCACUUUUGUUUACGCUAUUGGCACCUAUGACUUACUCAUGUUUACGCGCAUUCACUGAGUUACAUCUCUGCUGCAUUUUUGGCAAUAUGUUGCAUGUUAUACUAAAUGAAAUUUUCUGCUAUGGCAUCAGAAUUUUGUGGAAUAAUUUCGAACAUCAUAUACAUUUUUUCACUACUUUAUUUAUUAAUUUUUUAAUUAAAUUUUGGUUAAAAACAUGAAACAUUAUGCUGAACGAUGAAUGUGAAGAUCACUUGUUACUCAUACGCACCGUAGUACGCUUACUAAAAAUGUCAUAGACUUUAUAAAAGCAACACUUCUUAUUAAAUUUAUUGAGAGUUCAAAUUGAAGCAAAAAUGUUACUCAUACGCACCUCUGCACACCUACAUAUAAUACAAAUAUGUAUGAAAUAUAAGGCAACACAAAAUAAGUUUUGUGUUAAAUAUUUUUUAAUAGAAUGACUUCAAUAUAAUUAAUAUUUCAAAAUUAAAACAAAUAAAUAAGGUUAGUUAAUUUAUAAAAUUAUAUGUAUUACGCAUACGCACUGUAGAUCAACAACUUGCUUAAGGGGUUAGGUGGGUUUUGGAAAAAAUGUUGUCUUAUUAAAUAGUGCAAUAUGUUGAAUAUAAUAUCCAAAAAUAUCAAAUCAAUCCGAGUAAUAUUCUAAGAGAUAAACCCUUUGGAAGUUCCACCCAUCAGGCUACGUCAGUACAAAUGUGAAACUUUAAACGCAUUUAUCUCAAAACUUAAUUUUUCAAGUCAGUGGACACGAUUUUUCGAAAAGUUAUGAAGCGAUUUUGUUCAGUUUUUGCAAACAUCCAUUAUCUAGUUAAUGGACGCAGGAUUUUUUUAUUUUUCGAGCCAAUGUAUGGCGAAAAUUUGACCAAAAAAGUAAGUUUUUUGGUUGAAGUUUUGAAAAAUUCAAAUUUCAAUAGCUUAGUUUUUUCUUCGUUCAUUAACUAGAUUUAUCCAUGUACAAUCGCAAUAUUUUGGGUUUAUUGUUUUUAGAUGAACCAAUCAUGAAAUAUGAUGUCCACCGCAAGACCUUUUUUUACACGUCAUGUUGAGAUAAAGUGCCAACGACUGAGUUUUCGGAAUUUGUUAGUAAAAAUUUCACAAAAUACUGUUUAAAUAUGUAUCUUUGAUAUGCCAAAUUGUUUGAGAGAAAUAAAUGAUUGUAUAUAUUUAAAAAAAUGUAAAAAUACUCUUGUUUUUAGCUUCUGAAUUCGAGAUACGUUAUUCACAUCACAUAUAGUUAAUUAUUAUUCAUAUAGUACUUUACUACUACUAGCACGAUUCCAUAUAUUUAUUUGACUGUCUCAGAUAGAUUCACAUAGCAAAAAUAUUACCGUUGAAGCUGAGUUGUCAUUGUUGAAACAGCUUGAAUUUAAAUCAGAAGAUAUUUUUUAAACUAACUUUUGCAUACUUAUACAAAAGUGCUUCAAAAAAGUCAUCGUUACUUCCAUAAAAAAAAAAAUAAUAAAAGCAUUUCCGUUCUUUAAAGCCUGGCUAUCCACUUUUAUACACCCAUCAUAUGUACUCUCUAUACAAAUUGCUAAUAAUUCAGUCCACAUAACUAUUACAAUGUUUAAACCGCAUUCCACUUAAUACAAUUAAAUGCCACAAAGCUAUCACACAGUAAUUCAUUCCACACAACAAUUGUCUAUUGUGUUCGAAACUACUGUAUUCGCCACAUCACAAAUACUUGCGUUCAAUAUUAUAAGCGGCUUUUCUUCUAUACAAUUAGAAAAGAUUAGUUUAAAGAGAUUUUAAUUAAAUUGUAUCCAUUAGUUUAAUCGCCUUUUGUAUGCUGAUGAUACAGUUGAAAACAGUUCAAUUAUCGAUGUUAGCAAAUGGCUUAAAGUUUAUGCUAUAAAUCAAAUUGAAAUAUUUUUUUAUUUAAUCAAAUUUAAUUAAUUCUUCUUGCAAUGUCAAUGUCUACCCACCCUUAAUAAGUUAUACAUAUACAAAUAUAUCCCUUCCGAUUUUUUGCUCUUUAUCCAAUGCUUUAUAAAAAGUGUUACAGUGAUUGGAUUUAGUUCAAUCCGAAUCCGAUUCACUGACCUCCGACCACGACCGUUUUCGCUUGAUAUUGCCGUAUGCGAUCCAUUUUUCGUCGCCAGUUACCAUCCGCUUCAAAAACGGGUCGAGUUCGUGGCGUUUCAGCAGAAUAUCGCAGGCAUUGAUUCGGUCCAGAAGGUUUUUUAUGCAGCACCCAAACAUCAAGUUUUUUGUGUUUCCAGCCUCCUGCAGAUGGGUAAAAUAGUUUGUUACCUACUCCCAUCUCCUGGGUAAUGUCACGAGAUGCCAUAUACCGGUCUAACUCGAUGUUUCCAUGAUUCGGUAUUCAUCGUCACAGGCUUAUCAACCGGCUGGCCUAUCCAUGGUGUCUUUUUCACCCGCUCUGAAUAGUCGAAACCAUUCCUCCGCAGUUCGAAGUGAUAGAGUACCAUCCCCAAAACACCUUAACCCUAGAACCAUAAUAUGCGUAAAUUUUACGCAUAUACAAUUUUCAAAUUGUGUUUGCACAAGUGUGCCAUGACGUAACGGUACCCAGCGCCGGCAGUGCUUGUAGCAAUUAGUUUUAUAUAUGCAGGAAUGAGAAAACCCAGCAAAUGUGGUCAUUUGAAGGUUUGAGAGCAAGUGCAGCACAAGUCUAUGCGUAAAAUUUACGCAUUGUUGGUAAAAAGCGAAAAAAUCGAAUACGUAAAAUUUACGCAUUGUUGGUAAUAAGUGGAAUAAUUAUUCGUAAUAAAAGUAUACAACUGUUGUGCAAAUUUUAUGUAGGCUUGUUUUCACUGACGAAAUGGCAGCUGGAAAACCGUGUUUUUCAAAACAAAAAUUUGAUGAUGACGAUAUAGAGGUUAUUCUGCAUGAUGAAGAUUUUAGUGAUAUCAGUGGAGAUGGAGAAGAGGAAAAUGAAGAUUUCGAUAGCGAUGAUAGUUUGGCCGAUAUGAGCUAUUUUCCUGAUCCAAUUGAUGAAGCAGAGGUAGAAAAAGAACUAGAAGUUGUCUGGUCUGAAAAAAGAAAAACAGCAACAGCAUUGGAGGGGAAUAAGCAGACAAAAAUAAAACGUAAAACUUUAACAUUGCCAAAUUUGGAACAAGAGUUGGAUAACCAACUUGCGGAAAUUGGGGAAAAUAGUCAAAUUUUGGGCAAAAACGGUCACAUUUGGAAUAAUUUUCCAAUAAAACGUGAAUACGGUAAAUGCGCAGCACGAAAUAUUAUAUACAUUCGGCCAGGACCAUCGGGUAACGCCAAAGAAGCCAUGGAACCAAGCGAUGCAUUUAAACUGUUUAUUAGUGACGAGAUAUUGAAUAUUGUUUUAUACCAUACAAAUGCCAAAAUUUCUCAACUAAGAAAUAAAUAUCAAUCAAGAAAUGCCACGGUUUCAAAUACAAGUCUUAUGGAAUUGAAAGCCUUGUUGGGUUUGCUGUAUUUGUCUGCUGUUUUGAAGAGCAACCAUCUAUCAACUGAUAUCUUGUUUGACACUUCUUAUUCGGGCGAUCGAUAUAGAGCGACAAUGAGUAGACAUAGAUUCGAGUUUCUUCUAAACUCACUUCGUUUCGACGAUAUGACUACAAGAGAAGAGCGGAAGAAAAAGUCUUCAUUUGCGCCAAUUUCUGAAAUUUGGGAUAUUUUUGUUGAUAGUUGUACAAAGAAUUUUAAGCCUGGUUCCUAUGUAACCAUCGAUGAGCAACUUGUUGGUUUUCGAGGUAGAUGCCCAUUUAGGAUGUAUAUUCCGAACAAACCAAAUAAAUUCGGAAUAAAAAUUGUAAUGGUCUGCGAUGUCGCUACAAAAUACGUUAUUAACGCAGAGCCGUAUCUCGGAAAGUCUACUAAUACACAAGGAAAACAACUAGCCAAUUACUUUGUUGAAGGACUGACGAAACCUUUGCAUGGAAGUAACCGGAAUAUAACAAUGGACAACUGGUUUACGAGCAUCCCUUUGGCAACAAAACUGUUAAGUAAUCCCUACAGUAUGACAAUUGUUGGCACACUACGUAAAAAUAAAGCUGAAAUACCACCGGAAUUACUUGACACUAAGUCACGGCAGUGUGGCUCAUCCCGAUUCGUUUACAAUGAGAAUAUGACUUUAGUGUCAUUCCAGCCAAAACAAAAUAGGAAUGUACUAUUACUUUCGACGAUGCAUAUUAAUGGAGCGCUAGACCCAACCACAAAAAAACCUGAAAUUAUACUCACAUAUAAUUCGACCAAAGGCGCAGUUGACACUUUUGAUCAGAUGACUCAAAAUAUUUGCUGCAACAGAAAGACGAAACGGUGGCCACUUUGUUUCUUUUACAAUAUGUUAAAUAUUGCUUCAGUUAAUGCCUAUGUUUUAUAUAGUCACAAUGUAACACGAAACGGUCUUAAGCCUAUGAGUAGGUCAAAGUUUGUACUUAAACUUCAUGAAGAACUCACACAACCGUGGCAAGAGGAACGAUUGCUAAAUGCACGGUUGCCUACAAAAUUAAAAGAAAAAAUAAAUGAAAUAAUAAAAACUAACAACCCAAUAGGUUCAAUAGUUAGUCAAAAAGCUUCUCCGCAAAAGGCGAAAAGGAAAUACUGCACAUUUUGCCACUACACAAAAAGACGAUUUACUACAACAUAUUGCUCUGUAUGCAAAUCAUCAGCAAUUUGUGGUGAACAUCAAAUUAAAGUUUGUAAAAACUGUGUUAAUGAAAUUUAAUCUAUUCCUUCUCUUUUCUUUAAUAAAAUGAACUGAAUUUUCUUUUAAAAUCUUAUACUUUAUUUUAAAAAUAAAUUGUUUGAUAAGAAUUAUCAAUUUAGACUGCAAAAUGGCUCAAAAUCGGGUUAUAUU
Molecule: messenger RNA, 10104 nt
Organism: Zeugodacus cucurbitae (melon fly)
Lineage: Eukaryota; Metazoa; Arthropoda; Insecta; Diptera; Tephritidae
Product: piggyBac transposable element-derived protein 4-like
Exons: 2
Coding region: 8089-9972 (627 amino acids)
Source: RefSeq, a predicted model, not a curated record